UUAAGGACCGUGGUGCAGACGGCAUUUAGCGCGAGUCCAUCAGAGCCGGACAACAGCAGCGUUGCCAACUGGCCAUAAUAGUUGCGGCACCUUCAGGAUUUAAUUGUAUCUGGUUGGCGAGAGUCGAUUUCCCUUCGCUUCAGGGAGUUUUUAUUUUCCUUGCUUCCGGUGAAGUGGGGGAAUGGAUGGGCUGCUUGGGGAAGAUAUGAAGUUGUUAAAACUCUGCGUGCCUUUUAUUUGGUUUGGUUUGGUGCAUACGUACAACAUUGAUCUGGAACACCCAGUCGUUUUUCAGGGAACUAGCGGGACUUUCUUCGGGUAUUCGGUGCUGGAGCAUUUCCACGACAACACCCGGUGGGUGCUGGUUGGGGCCCCCCAGGCUAACUCAACUUAUAGUUCAUCUGUGCUGUCCCCGGGCGCCGUAUACAAAUGUCGAAUCCACAGUAACCCCGCCAAGAGAUGUACAGAGCUGGAUCUGGGUCGAGGGAAUCAACAAGGAAAAUCUUGUGGUAAAACCUGCAGAGAGAACAGGAACAAUGAGUGGAUGGGAGUGAGUCUGUCCAGACAGGAAGGAGGCAAUGGUAGUAUUCUGGCAUGUGCACAUCGUUGGAAGAACGUCCACUAUGAGAAUGAUCACAUCCUGCCCCACGGUGCCUGCUACAUCAUUCCACCUAAUUUAUCCUCAAAAACUAAAGAGUUGCUCCCCUGCUACCAAGAAUAUAAGAAGAAAUAUGGAGAAGAACAUGGUUCCUGCCAAGCUGGGAUAGCAGGCCACUUUGCUGAAGACCUUGUUGUAAUGGGAGCACCUGGAUCAUACUACUGGACUGGUACAGUGAAAGUUUACAGUUUGAAAGAUGGCAAAAAUUAUCAUUUUGAGGAUACAGGUUUUGGGUCCAGCCACUACCGUUACCUGGGAUACUCAGUGGCUACAGGCCACUUCACACAACCCAGUUCUUUGGAGAUCGUAGGAGGAGCCCCGCAAGAUGGAGGUGUUGGAAAGGUGUACAUAUUUAAAAUUGACGUAGAUAAACUCUCAACAGUGUCCACUUUCCCAGGAAAAGAGAUGGGCUCGUAUUUUGGCUCAUCACUGUGUGCAGUUGACUUGAAUGCAGAUGGCUACUCAGAUCUUUUAGUUGGAGCCCCUAUGUCCACGCAGAUAAGAGAUGAGGGACAAGUAACAGUUUUCAUCAACAGAGGCAAUGCAGUCCUGGAAGAACAGCAGCUUUUGAAUGGAGAUAGCAUGUACAAUGCUCACUUUGGAGAGUGUAUUGGUGCACUUGGUGAUAUUGAUGAUGAUGGCUUUCCAGAUAUAGCAAUUGGAGCGCCUAAUGAAAAUGAUUUUAGAGGAGCUGUCUACAUUUAUCAUGGAGAUACCAAUGGAAUCAUCUCCACAUAUUCAAUGAAGGUGUUGGCACAGAAAAUCAAUCCAGAAUUGCGCAUGUUCGGCCAAUCCAUUUCGGGAGGAGUGGACAUGGAUGGAAAUGCUUAUAAAGAUGUAACCAUUGGUGCCUUCACGUCAGACAGUGUGGUUCUGCUGAGAGCUCGUCCAGUUAUUACUAUGGAGAUUGUUAUCCUUCUUCCUGGCUCAAUUAACAUCACAGCUCCACAGUGCCAUGAUGGCUUGCAGUCGUUCAACUGCCUAAAUGUCACUACUUGUUUUCGCUUUCAUGGCAAGCAGGUCCCUGGUGAAAUAGAACUGGUUUACAAUCUGACAGCGGAUGUCGUCAAGAAAGAGAAAGGCCUACAGACCCGAGUUUACAUCCGUGCAAAUGAACCAGUGAGCCAGGUCACGGAGAAGAUCGGGCUGACCUCCAAGAAGGAGAGUUGCAAGCAUUAUUUUGUCGUUGUCAAGCGGGAGGUGAAGGAUGUGAUUGCACCAAUUGUCUUUGAAGUAUCAUACAGCUUGGGCAAGCACAAAAUUGGUGACAAGACUCUGAAGGAUCUUCCAGCUUUACAACCAAUCCUUCGCUGGAAGAAAGGUCAUAAACUUGCUCAUCGAAACCAGACUGUGUUUGAAAGGAACUGUAUGUCAGAUGACUGUGCUGCCGAUCUGCAACUUCAAGGCAAGCUGUUCCUGUCCAGCUUUGAUAGACACAAGACUUUCCUGGCACUGGGGGCAGUGAAGAACAUCUCUGUGAAUGUGACCAUUUUAAAUGCUGGGGAUGAUGCAUAUGACACCAAUGUUUAUUUUAACUUCUCUCAAGAGCUCUUCUUCAUCAAGAUGUGGCAGAAGGAAGAAAAAGGCACUAACUGUGAGCUGGUGGAGUCAGAUUUCCUGCAAUGCAGCGUGGGAUUUCCUUUCAUGAGACGGCAUUCUAAGUACGAAUUCAGCUUGAUUUUUGAUACAAGUCAUCUUUAUGGAGAGCAGGAGAACUUGGAGUUCAUAGUCACAACACAGAGUGGGAACGUGGAGCAUAAUGACACUCUGCAUGACAACACACUUAUCCUCACAAUGCCUCUGAAACAUGAAGUGGAUACUGCUGUGACAGGGUCUAUUUCUCCAGCUUCCUUCCUUUAUGGUGAUUCAGUGGAUGCUUCAAAAUUUAUUCAGAUGGAAGAUAUGUCCUGUUUCUUUCAACCAUUCAACUUGACAUUUCAGGUUAUAAACAUGGGCCCAAGCAGUGCACCUGGUCUGGCUGUCCAAAUUUUGAUUCCUAGCAGGCUCUUUACAAAUGGAGCAGAUAUCUUUCUAGUCCAGGAGGCUGUGGUUGGUCAGGAGGGAGGCAAUUGUACCUACUACCAGAACAUUCAACCUUGCUUCAUACCUCAAGAUAAAGAGAAUAUCUUCCACACAAUCUUUGCGUUCUUCACCAAGUCCGGCAGGAAAGUGCUGGAUUGCGAUAGACCCGGCCGACCUUGUUUGAUCAUCGACUGUGAAUUAAGUUCUGUAGCAAAGGAAGAAACCAGAAACAUUUAUGUCCACUUGCUACUGAAUACUGAGAUAUUGAAAAAGGACAGUGCCUCAGUUAUUCAGUUUGUUACCAGGGCAAAAGGAAUGGUCUCCGAAGACAGAAGAAUAGUAGAGGUGGCAGGUGGACUUCCUGAAGAUGCAACAGUGGUGUUUGAAGCAUUGCAUAAUCUGGAACCUCGUGGUUAUGUCGUGGGAUGGAUCAUCGCUAUUAGUCUGUUUGUUGGAAUACUCAUUUUCCUGCUGCUUGCUGUUUUGCUCUGGAAGAUGGGCUUCUUUCGCCGAAGGUACAAAGAAAUCAUUGAAGCUGAGAAGAACAGGAAGGACAGUGAAGAAAGCUGGGACUGGCUCCAGAAAGACCAGUGAGCUCCAGAGAAUUAAAUCAUGUGACAUGCAGCAGAUAAUUGACCCUGCUCCAGAGCCUUCCAUAUAUGGAAGAAGGGAUCCUUCUCCAGAUUUUUUGGAGAACUGAUAAUUGAAUAUUUGUGUAAUUCAGCAGCUGGAAGUGUUCCUGAGGCAGACACACCAAGCAGAAGAUCUGUUGUGUGGUGCUUGAGCUUCCUUUAAGAAUUAAGAAAACAAAGUGCUGUGGAGACUAAGAAUGGAAGAGAAUAGGAUUUGCAACAAUAUAGCCCUCAGGAGAUAAAUUCUCUUUGUGUGUUCAGUAAAGAAAAGCAAAUAUUUUUAUAAGAGAAGAACUUGUCUGUUCAAAUGUUUAUUCCUUUAUAUUUUUAUCCAAAAGUUUUUAUCCAAAUGUAAUUUACUCAUAUUCAGUUGUUUAUCAGACUCACUGCACUGAUGUCUUGCUCGGAGCCUGAGUGAUGACAAUUUGAUAAAGAAGCUGUUUCGCCAGAAGCUCUUUGCAGUAAGGUCAAUCUUGGUGAUGAAAUUCAUGACCACUUGCAGAGUUAUCUACCACUUUCAGUACUGUACAUACUUUGCACUUUGCCUCAAACUCUUUUCCAUUAUCUGCUGUCUGAAACAGUGAGAUUGUGUUGCUGUACACUAUAUAAAAUAUACUUUUCAGCCUAUUAUGGAAGUUGGGAGCAGCUGAGGAAUUAUUAAAGGCCUCCAUGCUCUAGUUAGCUCCAAGAAAAUGAUUUCUGUGUCAGGCCAUAAUUCAGAGACUUCUCCCCUCAUCAGCUGAAACUAUACCAUGUGUCAUUUGUUUAGAAUAAAGUGUGUCUAUGGUAAUCUCUAACAGAUGAAUAACAUACUGACUUUUACCACUGGAUCUCAAGACAGGAACAAUGGCUGUCUACCUGCAUCUGCAGAGAAAGUAGUUUGUGGACUAGUAUGCAGGCAAUAGCACAAAACUUCCACAAAAUUUGGGAGAAAACUGAUAAAGAAAGGAGUAAAACAGCUUCUGUAUUUCUACAGGAUUCCUAAAACACUCCUCACACACCAAGUUAUCACAGAAAUAUUUGUUGAAUGAGAUGAGAGGAGAGUGACAAGGGAGAGGAAUAAGGACUGGAGUGAAAACAGAGUCAAGCGGGAAAUAUCAAAAGUUUGACGACUGAGGAAAAGUGUGAGGAGGUUUAUUGUGAAGCAUCUGCUGAUAGCAGAACUGAAAGUUUAAGAUAUAUGUGGUAGAAAAUAAUGGGAGGAGCAUUUGCAGGUGGUGAGGAGGUCAGUGAAUUAAACGGGAUAAAUUUUGAUUGCUUGAGGAAUUGAGGGCUGUGGGCAACUGGCAUGGUAGAAGAGAAAAAGCCUAAUGUAGAUGAGCCAUGAUCAUAAACAGGAAAUUCUGCAGAUGCUGGAACUCCAGAGUAACACAGCAGGUCAGGCGGCAUCUAUGGGAACGAUGUUUCAGGCCAAGACAAGACAGGAAAGGAAGGAGGAAGUUGCCAGAAUAAAAAGGUGGUGGGGGGAAGGAAAGGAGGACAAGCUAGAAGGUAAGUUAGCAGCAUGCUCAGAUGCAGUGGCUUUUACAGAGGCAACCAAGGGUGUUAUUGACUUUUCUUAAACGUAUUUUUUGCGAUUGCAAGAUCUUGCUGGACAUUAAAAACUCAAAGUACUUCAGGUGUACCCCAUCAGCGAGUUGCUUGUUGGCAGAGAAGCUGAAGGAUCUGGACUUGGUGUGGAUUGUGCUGCUGUUUAUGUCAGAGAGUCGGUGUUGAUGUGCGAAUGUAGUGUGCGGCCUAACAGCGUGUGAUUGUCUUGUGAAUGCAAAACCCUGUUGGACAUUGUUAAUGUGGAAUUGCUGCAAGCUGGAUUCACUGGUUUAUUGGCAGAUGGUAGGUUGGACAGUGGGGGGAGCUUCACGGUCUCAGUCAUAGCAAGGACUAGGCAUCAAGCCGCAGUGUCACCUGUUUGCAGCCAGCCAGGAGAGAGGCGUCGAAGUUGCUGCGUUCCACUGGAGUGAUAGAGGCAGCUGGUGCAGCCUCCGUGCUGGGGCUGGGGCUGGUGCUGCCCUCCAGUGUGACUCAUUCAGCUGCAACGCCCAUGGACUCAGCCAUGGGCUUUUUUUGUGUGCCUGUAUUUUACUGCUAUCUUACUUGAGCUGUAUGCACCUUGUGCUGUGUGUGACUGUUGGUUCUGUACUUUCCACCUUGCCUCUAGAGUAACACAGUUUAAUUUGCCUGUGUUAGGGUAUGGUUGAAAUGGUAAUUAAACUUAUAAACUUGAAGGUGAUAGGUGAAGCCAGGUGGGUGGGAAAGGUAAAGGGCUGGAGUAUAAGGAAUCUGACAGGGGAGGAGAGUGGACCAUGGGAGAAAGGGAAGAAGGAGCAGCUCCACGGGGAGGUGAUAGGAAGGUGAGGUAAGGGUAAGAGGCCAAGAGGGCAAUAGAAGGCAGAAGGGGGAAGGGAAAAGAAAAAAAGAGAAAAUGAAAUUACUUGAAGAAGAAAUCAAUGUUCAUAUCAUCAGGUUGGAGGCUACCUAGAUGGAAUAUGAGGUGUUGCUCCUCCACCCUGAUCUGGCUUCAUCAUUGCAGGACAAACAUAUCAAAUGCAGAUUUGAACUAACAUGGUUGGAAACCCAGAAAUUUUGCUUUUGGCAGAUGGAGCGGAGGUGCUCGACAAAACAUUCCCCAAUUUAUGUCCAGUCUCAACAAUGUAGGGGUGGCUGCAUCAGGAGCACUAGAUACAAUAGACGACCCUAACAGAUUCAGAGGUCAAGUGUUGCCUCACCUGGAGGGACUCUUUAGGACCCUGAAUGGAGGUGAGGGAGGAAGUGCUCUCACCUUCUAGCUUAUCCUCAUUCCCUUCCCCCCACCUUUUUAUUCUGGCAUCUUCCCCCUUCCUUUCCUGUCUCAGCCUGACCCAUCAACUGUUUAUUCAUUUUCAUAGAUGCUGCCUGACCCGCUGAGUUCCUCCAGCAUUUUGUGUGUGUUGUUAGCCAUGAUCAUUUUGGAAGGUGAAUCAGGUUUGAGUGACUGAGUGGCCUGGUCAUAUUUGCAUAGAUUCUUGUAUUGGAGUAGGGAGGAUUAAUUCCUGUGGUUUGUGUAUAUUUGGAAUGUGUUGACCUUGUUGAUUCCGCUUCAAUAGUGUCAUGAAGGGAAAUCCUUGAGUCUCUCUGAAUCUUGACCUUUCUGGUGACUGAGAUGCUUGUGCAAUACUGAAAUAUACUAACAAAAGCAAUAUUAAACAUUCUGAUGAAAAGUUUAAUUCUGGAGCUUUCAUUCAUGUUCUAGUUACCUUAAUACACAACUAUUCCAAAGCAAUUCCAGCAGCCUCCCUUCUUUCAGUUUCUAUAAGCUUGAGGUAUUCAAACAUUCUGCUCUCCGCCCUGUGUAGUUCACACCCAGUUAUGUUUCCCCAUUGCUCACAUUAGCUUCAAAAUAAGCAAAUUUUGAAAUUGUCGCCCAUGAUUUCAAAUCCAUCCACGCUAUUGCAAUGUUAUUUCCUUCCAUCCUUCUGACACUCAAAACAUCAGCUCAUUCCACUGAUUGAAUCAUCCCACCUUUGACCAGAUGGAGUUAAGUUUACCUGAUAGAGGCAUAUCAAGUUAUAAGAGGUAUAGAGGGAGUAAAUACAAUCUUUCCCCCAUUUUAGGUACAUCAAGGUGAGGGUUUAAGUUCAGAGGAAGGGGAUUUUAAAGGGGGAUUAAAGGGUAAGUUUGUUUAUUGCAUAAAGAAUAGUUGAUAUGUGGAAGUCGCUGCCAAAGGAAGUGGUUAAAUCAGCUAUCAUCACAACAUUUAAGAGGCUUUUAGACAGGUAGAGUAAUUGAAUGGGAAUGUCUUUGAAGGAUAUGGUCCUAAUGUGGGCAAAUAGGUCAGCAUGGACGUGCACCAUGUCCUGCUUUAUGAUGGUCCUAAAAAGACUCUUACCAACAUCUCCUUACUUGAUACGGAAAUAAAUUUUGUUUGGUGAUACUCUUGUGAAGCAUAAUUAAUGAGGUUCAGUUAUUAAAUGUCAGUAAGUUAUUAAUUUCCUGACUGGAUUAUAGUGGGAUGCAAUAUAUAUGAGGGUAAUUCAAACCUACUAAGAAAUCCAGUUGACCUACAUGCAGUUUGCAAUCUGUUUGACUGAAGCUCCGGAUAACAACAUCACUGAACUUCCUUCCAUAACACAAUAGUGUAGUAAUCAGUGUAGCACAAUGCAGUACCAGCGUUCUGAAGAUCAGAUUCGAUUUCCGCCACUGUCUGUAAGGACUGAACAGUCUCCCUGUGACCAUGUCUCCCCUGGCUCUGGUUUCCUCCCACAUUCCAAAGAUGUUAAGUGUAGUAGCUGUGGGCAUGCUGUGCUGGCAGCGUUUGAUGCUGAUGCAAACGAUGCAUUUCACCGUAUAUUUCGAUGUUUCAAUGUGCAUGUGACAAAUAAAGUGAAUCUUUGUGUCUGUAAUAUAAGGAAACCAAAAUGUCUCCCUAAACUUGAAGUGAACUAAGUUCUCAGUAAGAUUUAUUCAUUGCAAUACUUAGCAAAGUAGACCGUGCUUGAAGUUGGUGAUAAUUAUUCACAGCUUUACAUUGGAGGAGAUUUUAUUCAUUUGCAUGUGCUGGUAAUAUGCAUUAAGCAAAGAUGGAGGUCACUGCAACAUCUUGUGAGGGGAAUGGGGCAGUAAUGCCAUUUGCUUGCUGGAGGUUAUGUCAUGAAGGUGAGUCUCUGGAAUUAGAUCACACUUAGGGCAUCAUUGUACUGAUUGCAGGACAGAAUUAAAUCUGAAAAGCCUACCUGCAUUUCACCAGGUUGUUGUCUGCAUUAGCGGAUAAAUUGUGUAUUUCUUCCAUUGAAAGAGUGCAGGAAUUAUAUUCUAAUAGGGCACUCAAUGGUAAAUUUUAACAAGGUUCAAACACCCAGUGGGGAAGUAAAUGGGAAUAUAAUUACCACUUUUUAUAUAGUUCUGCGACCUGAUUGAGUGAAAUUCAGGAUUAUUUGUUUACUGAGUUACUGCCUGGAAUAGGCCCUUCCGGCCCUUCGAGUCUCGCUGCCCAGCAAUCCCCUGAUUUAAUCCUAGCCUAAUCAUGGAACAAUUUACAGACUAAUUAACCCACCAUCCAGGACUGUGGGAGGAAACCAGUGGAAACCCACAUGGUCACGGGGAGAAUGUACAAACUCUUUACAGGACAGCAGCAGGAAUUGAACCUGGAUCGCUGCUACUGUGGAGUGUUGUGCUAACCACUACACUACCUUCUGCAAGGGGCGCAGGGGGAAAUGACAACAGAAUCUCCAAUGUGGAUCUAAAUUAAUGUGAAGUCAGGUUCUUGCUUUUUUAUAUACAUAGAAUGGCAAUAAUGGUUGAAUGCUCCUCAAUAUUGGUUGGUAAUCAAGUCAAAGAAAAGAUACAAAUAUAAAAUGGAUUUUUCUCAAUAAAGCGCACUGGUCACUGCCUCAACAAAAAUAAAUAACUUGUCAAGUACUUUUAUUCCAUACUCAUAUGUUCACAGAAAGUUCAGGUCAAUAAGAAAAUAUUAUUUUGACUUUUGGAGAGAAUGUACACUCACAGGACAACUGUACGUCUAUCAGAAACUCAUUGUGUAAACAUUCCAACCAGUAACUAAAUUUCAGACCUUGAUAACUGGGCAAGAGAAAGAGCUGGUCUCUGGACUUUUAUCUUGAAAGAAUGUAAUUGCUAUGAAGCUAAUGACUCGCCCAUCUUCCAGUUUAAAAGACUGAAAAAAAAAAGUCUCAAUAUUUUUGUGGCGGUCCAUUUAUUAAACUUGUUACUACUAGCACAUUAACUGGCAGUGUCUAAUCUUGUAUUGUUAGAUAAUGCAGCUGUGCUGCUUGAAUAUGCCAAUAUUCAAGAGGUACCAUGUUUCUGUCAUUUCUGCUUCAUUAGUCACUAAGAUUUCAAUCCAUGGUAUGCAUAGUAUGAAGAGUUUCAAAGGUAUGGGGAAGAUUUGCGUCUCUUGAAGCAGAGGAGGUUUUUGAAGCAGUCACGAAGAGGAUUGCUGAGGGCAAGGCAGUAGAUAUGGAUUUCAGCAAAGCCCCACAAGAUAGUCUGGUCUAGAAGGUGAAAUCACAGGGGAUCCAGGUGAGUUGGACAACGGGAUAAAUAAAGUUGGUUUAGCGUAAAGAGUCUGAGGGCAAUAGGGCAGAGCUGUUUUUCAGAAUGGAAACCUGUAACUAGUGCUGUGCCACAGGGAUCAGUGCUGGGUCCAUUGUAGUUUGUCAUUUAUAUUAAUACCUUGAAUGACAAAGUAGCUGGCAUGGUUAGGGAGAUUGUAGGUGACCAAGAUUGGUGGCAUAGGGGACGUAAAGAGUGAUAUCUGAAAAUUCAGUAAGGUCAAGAUCAUCUGGGGAUGUGGGCCAAAAAAUGGCAUAUGAAAUUUAAAUCCGACAAGAGCAAAGUGAUGAAUUUUUGAAAGGUAAACUAAGGGAGGACUUGCACAGUAAAUGGCAGGACACUGGGAAAUGUUGUAGAUCGGGCAGACCUAAGGGUUUAAGUACUUAGUUCCCUGGAAGUGGAGACGCUGCUAGACAGGGUGGUAAAGGAGGUAUUUGGCAUGCUUGCUUACCAUUAUCGCAUGGAGUAUGAGUGCAGAAAAUAGCUAUAUUACACAUUGGUAAGUCUGCACAUGGAAUAGUGUGUGCAGUUCUGGUCAUCACGGGUAGGGUUUAAAUGGAUGUUGGCCAAAUGCAGGCAAAUGGGAAUAGUUCUGGGGCACAAUCUGGUCAGCAUGGACAAAUUGUCUUCACUCUACACAACUCUAUGACUUCACUCUAGUGCAGGGGUUCCCAACCUUUUUUAUACCAUGGACCCCUACCAAUAACCGAGGGUCUGGUUGGAAACCCCUGCUCUAGUGACAGUAAAUAUCAGUAUCAGACAUAGUGAUCUCCAGUAUUAAAUCUUGAGAUAAGUCUUUGAGAAAAAGUUAAGAUAUAACCAAGGUUGCUUCAAUUUAUCUAGCAAUAAUGGGUAAACUGCAUUAACCUAUAGGAAAUAAAACCUUUUUGUUAUAGCAAACUGUGACCUGGAAUUUGGACUCAUUGAACAAUUUCUCAUUAUAAAAAACCUAAGUUGUGGGACAAAUUUAAAAAUAAUGGCAGUUAAUUUAUGAAUAAGAGAGGAAAAUUUCAGAAAAAUAUUUACAGUUGUAUUGUGGUAGCUUUCAAAAAUACUUAAUACAAAAGCUACUUAAAAUAUAUCAACACCUAAAAUAUUUUUGAAAAGUGUAAAAUCUGCUUUUCAAAAAUGUCUUAUCAAGUGUUUCGGCUAUGGUAAUGCCUCCGUUUUCCAAUACACAGCCCUUGGUCCACGGCAGAGCAUCCACGGGUGUGAUCGGUUCAGUUCUCAGGAACAGCUGCAGGAACAAGUAAGCUGGGGAUGAGCAAAUUGUAGUCAGGGUGGCCGAGGGGGAAGUCAGUGAUUCCAAAAGCAGGAGCAGAUUGGCCAGUGUAGCAGAGGUGGAAUCACCAUUCAGAGAGGGGCCUUAUUAUGAAAGAGAGCUUCUCUUGUAGGAACAAAUUCAAAAUCUAUGAAUUGCCAGAUGAAAAAUGAUCAAAUGUCUUUCCAGUUAAUUUCAUGCUAUUCUGGUAAUUGCCUAAGUAACAAUAAUCAUGGUAAUCGAUUAUACAACCCAUAACAGAUCCAAGCACGGGGCUUAUGGAAAUUGUGAACUAUCCUUCCAACAGCAAAUAUUACCUGAUCAGAAUUUCAUUCCAUAAGAUUAUCCCCAUUUCUAUAUUAACCUCUGAUCAUUGAUGUCCAAAAGCAAUUCUGCUUAUCUGAUGCAUGGUUCAAAAUAUUUGCACAAUAACUUGUGCAUGACAGGUUUCAGAGUAAAAUAACUUUGAUCACAGCAACUUCUAAUCUGCAGAUGGAUACCACAGUGCAAGGGGGACAGAUUUCAAUAGUUUCUAUGACAGAUGCCACACAUAAUCCUGUGUUUCAAAUCUUUCUCACGUAAUUCAGGUUGUAUUCUUGGUGUGCUGAGUUAGUGUAGAUUUAUCAAUAACAUGAUAAAACAAAUGUUAUACAUAACAAGCUAAAUCAAAAUACAAAGUAAGAUUACGUAGCUUAAUCUUCCAAGGCUGGAUAGUAACUGCUGGAUUUCUUUUCUCUAUAUCAUUUGACAUAAGGGCAUCAUUUUAAAUUUGACUUCUGCAUCAGCUGCUUUGAAAGUGAUUCCUUUGUUAUCUUUCGUUCAUUUAUGUGGAUCAGUUAUCAUGUUUUUGAAAAGUAUGUUAAAAUAUUCCUCAACAAAAACAUUGUAUAUUAUUCAAUUAUGGUGUACUAAUUUUAGGAAACUGAAAUAUAGUUUCAUAUUAUAAUAAUAAAACUUGGAGAAAAUAUUUAUAAGACACAACAUUUCACAAUCAAAUGACUAAGCAAUCAUUGUACUAUUAUAAAAGAGUAUGCCAAAAUAUGUACAUAUAAUAUUGACUACAUCAUGUGCCCAACAAUGUUUACUUCCUUCCGCAAGUAAUUGACUAGUUUUGUGACUAAUUGAGUGAUCUGUUUGACUGUUGGAUUUUUUUUUGCCUUGUCCUCAGAAAUUUGAGAUUGUUGUCUGUAAUAUCCAUUUAAGAUCUUCAUCCACCAAAGAGCCUUCAGAAAAGUUUUCUCACAAUUCUGGAAAUUAUUCCCUAAACUAAACUGAAGGCCAGUUGCAGGGUUUAGAUCAUGUCUGAUCAACAAUUAACAAAUUCCCAGUCCAGACCAGAAGGAAAACCUCUAAAUAUGUAAUAAUUUUAUAAUUAAAUCAUCCUAACACCACCAAAGUCAAAUAAGUGUAACCCUGUUUCUCCUUAAGUUUUAGACUAUUUCUUUUGUACACUGCAUGUUACCAUAGUCUUAUGUAAUCCAAUUUACAAGUGAAUCCAUCUUCCUGUGCUUCAAUUAGUCUGCAAACAACUGUGAAUUGAAGGCAGGGCUACAUUUGUAAUUGUGAAUGAACUGUGUUUCUUCAAACAAGGCCCUUCAACCGGAAAUUACUGUUUAAAAAGACAAGUGGAGCAAAAUUGUUCUCUCUCAAUUGCACUAAACAGGCUAGAGUUAAUGGGUAGUCCAUUCAAAGUUUUUCCAUUGUUGCUAGUGAAAGUUAGGUGUGAGGUUGAAUGCUUCAUUCUUGCAUUUUGCAAAGAAGCAAAAUUUGUUCUGUGUCAAAACACAAAGAACAUUUUACAGCCAAUGAAGAAAAAACAAUAAUUAAUAGUCUCAAGCUCACAACUUAUUUCAAGGAAAUAAUUUUACCAAUUUCCAGUGGAAUUGGAGUAAAUAAUAUUGUAUUUAUGGGAAUUUUUAUAUUAAUCUGCUUGCUUAAUUAAAUAGUGAUGAGUUUUACAACUAAUCUUCCCCUCUGAGUUGAGGGGAAGUUCAUCUUUGGUUACAGGUGGAUGUUUAGAAGAAUAAUCUAAUAGUGGGAGCUUGACAUUCCCCAGCUCAGGCUACUUGAACAUGAAUGAAGUUCCUUAACUAUCGUCCAGUUAAACUCACACAGGACUGAAUUUGAAUCUCUGAUCGGAAUGACCUAAUGCUAUGUAACCCAGUGGAGUUCAGAAUGUUUACAUAUUGCUGACCUUGUUUGAGUUGUAUUUUAGGCACACACAGUACUGCAUACUAAUAGCCAACAAAAGGUCUUAAGCUUUACUUUGGAUUGGAAGAUACUACUACUACUGUUUCUUUAUUAUAUUUGGGAUUUGAUUUUUCAUG
Mobula hypostoma (lesser devil ray) is the source of this 12945-nucleotide messenger RNA. RefSeq names its product integrin, alpha 9 (gene itga9). Bases 182 to 3274 code for a protein of 1030 amino acids. Gene Ontology annotation, biological process: cell adhesion mediated by integrin; integrin-mediated signaling pathway; cell-cell adhesion. Gene Ontology annotation, cellular component: integrin complex; external side of plasma membrane. The record is from RefSeq and is a predicted model, not a curated record. The transcript has 28 exons. Lineage: Eukaryota; Metazoa; Chordata; Chondrichthyes; Myliobatiformes; Myliobatidae. Gene Ontology annotation, molecular function: integrin binding.